UUCUAUUUGCCCAGAGCUUUUGUCCAGAAACUCUCUGUCCUGAGAGGUGAUUAAAGAAGGCAUCCAGCAAGAACUGCACAAGAAACGGAGUCAGCUGGAGAACAAAGAGUGGUCUUCCACUGCCUCACAGGAGGAUGGAGGCCCACAACACAUCUGCCCCUUUCAACUUCACCCUGCCACCCAACUUUGGCAAGCGCCCCACAGACCUGGCACUGAGCAUCAUCCUGGUGUUCAUGUUGUUCUUCGUUAUGCUCUCGCUGGGCUGCACCAUGGAGUUCAGCAAGAUCAAGGCUCACUUAUGGAAGCCUAAAGGACUGGCCAUCGCCCUGGUGGCACAGUAUGGCAUCAUGCCCCUUACAGCCUUUGUGCUGGGCAAGGUCUUCCAGUUGAACAACAUUGAGGCGCUGGCCAUCCUGGUCUGUGGCUGCUCACCUGGAGGGAACCUGUCCAAUGUCUUCAGUCUGGCCAUGAAGGGGGACAUGAACCUCAGCAUUGUGAUGACCACCUGCUCCACCUUCUGUGCCCUUGGCAUGAUGCCUCUCCUCCUGUACCUCUACUCCAGGGGGAUCUAUGAUGGGGACCUGAAAGACAAGGUGCCCUAUGGACGCAUCAUAUUAUCACUGGUCCCGGUUCUCAUUCCUUGCACCAUAGGGAUCGUCCUCAAAUCCAAACGGCCACAAUACAUGCGCUAUGUCAUCAAGGGAGGGACGAUCAUCAUUCUCUUGUGCAGUGUGGCUGUCACAGUUCUCUCUGCCAUCAAUGUGGGCAAGAGCAUCAUGUUUGCCAUGACACCAGUCUUGAUUGCCACCUCCUCCCUGAUGCCUUUUAUUGGCUUUCUGCUGGGUUAUGUUCUCUCCGCUCUCUUCUGCCUCAAUGCACGGUGCCGACGCACUGUCAGCAUGGAGACCGGAUGCCAAAAUGUCCAACUCUGUUCCACCAUCCUCAAUGUGGCCUUUCCCCCUGAAGUCAUUGGACCACUUUUCUUCUUUCCUCUCCUCUACAUGAUUUUCCAGCUUGGAGAAGGGCUUUUCCUCAUUGCCAUUUUUCGGUGCUAUGAGAAAUUCAAGACUCCCAAGGAUAAAACAAAAAUGAUCUACACAGCUGCCACAACUGAAGAAACAAUUCCAGGAGCUCUGGGAAAUGGCACCUACAAAGGGGAGGACUGCUCCCCUUGCACAGCCUAGCCCUUCCCCUGGUGGCCUGAAUUCUGGUCCCAAAGCAAUUCUGAAAGCCAGUCUGGUCAACUACAGAGAGCAGCAAAAACACCAGUCUUGUCUGAGUCUCUCUCCAGCAUUUCCGGUACAUCUAUCAGAAUCAUCAAGCCUUGGCUGGGAACACAGACAGGGUGUCUGCCCAAGAAGCCUCACCCAUCCCCAACUUAGAAUUUGCUACUUAUUUCAAAGACUUGUUCAGUGACUGGAAACUCGAUGAAACCAGAAACUAAAUCUGCCUCUUGCCAGGAUCUCUAAAAUAGUGCCUGAUAAGCAUCUUAAGUCACUCAAUUCCUGAACUAAUCAAUAUAUAUGUUUAACCCAUUACUCAAAUACCCAAAUCCCAUUCCAAGUUUUGUGACCCAAAAGAGAAAUAAAUGCUCAAGAAUGCUGCAGAAUUAGA
Molecule: messenger RNA, 1614 nt
Organism: Rhinopithecus roxellana (golden snub-nosed monkey)
Lineage: Eukaryota; Metazoa; Chordata; Mammalia; Primates; Cercopithecidae
Gene: SLC10A1
Product: solute carrier family 10 member 1
Exons: 5
Coding region: 135-1184 (349 amino acids)
Biological process (GO): bile acid and bile salt transport
Cellular component (GO): membrane
Molecular function (GO): bile acid:sodium symporter activity
Source: RefSeq, a predicted model, not a curated record